UAUUCCUAAUUUUACCUUUUUCUUAUUAAGUCAGCAGGAAUAAAAAAUGAUACUCCUAGAAAUUCACAAUCGUAUCUUGGAGGACACUGUCUCAGUCAAGAUUAGAAAUGCAUUAAAUGGGAGCAAACCAGAGUCCAUUGAUGUCACAAUUGCUGACUUUGAUGGCGUCCUUUUUCAUCUCACAAACCCUGAUGGAGAUAAAACCAAGAUAAGGAUCUCUAUCUGCCUGAAGUUUUACAAAGAGCUUCAGCAGCACGGUGCAGACUCCCUUAUUAAAGAAGAAUAUGGGGAAUUUCUCAUGGAGACACCCGAGUCUGGCUACAAUAUCUCCAUACUUUUGGACCUGGAGAAGCUUCCUGAAGACUGGCAACCUCUGGUCAAGAAAAUAGGUCUGCUCAAGAGAAAUUGUUUUGCUUCUGUAUUCCAGAAGUACUUUGAGAUCCAAGAAAAAGGAGAGGAAAGCAGCAGCAGAGCUGUCAUUCAUUAUAGAGAAGAUGAGACCAUGUACAUUGAGUCAAAGCCUGACCGAGUUACUGUGGUCUUCUCUACAAUUUUCAAAGACCCUGACGAUGUCGUCAUUGGCAAGGUCUUCAUGCAGGAGUUUAAAGAAGGCAAGAGAGGAUCACAAACUGCGCCACAGGUGCUCUUCUCUCACAAGGAGCCGCCUCUGGAACUGCACGACACUGAUGCUAGGAUUGGCGAAAAUAUUGGAUAUGUUACUUUUGUGCUGUUCCCUCGCCACACAAACAAAGCUGCUCGUGAGAACACCAUCAACCUGAUCCACAUGUUCCGCGACUACCUCCACUAUCACAUCAAGUGCAGUAAAGCCUACAUUCACACGCGCAUGAGGGCCAAGACUUCCGACUUCCUGAAGGUGCUCAACCGCGCCCGUCCUGAACAGAGCAACAGCAAGCGAGUGGCAGGCGUCAGCCAGCGCAACACGGCCAUCCGAGCUCUGACCUAACAACGUCUCUCCUUUGCUACGACAUCGCCCAGCGAUUCGUAUUCUCCAGCCAUGCCCUACUUCUUACUCCAGAACUCUAUUGCUCUCGGCUCCGAAACUCUAUUGCUUACGACUACAAAACUCUAUUGCUUGCGACUACAAAACUCUAUUGCUCCCCCGUUUACUCAAAUUAUGUUGUUGCUUCUAUGGCAGUCGAGCUAAAAUAAGCUCACGGCCACAAGCUCAAUGAACUCGCAUACAAAACAUUCAGAUUUACUUAUAUAUACGUUAUCUGAAGGUAGAUGCAAAUUACCAAUAAAAGUAACUCACAAACAAAAUACACGCAAGCAGACCUGCCCUGGCUUUGAUUUGUGUCAGCUGGUAAGCGAUUGCUUGCUACGCUCAACGAUUUACUCUUGGUAGUUACUUGAACAUUCUACAUUUUGUUUAAAGCCUGAACAAAAUAUAAUGGCUACUGAACAUUAACGGAUCCGAUUUUUCCUGGUUGUGAGUUUUCAUGCAUUUAGUCUAUUUUCAUUGUUCUUCUUUUGUAUUAAAAUAAAGCUUGCAUUGCCAUAACGUGAAUAAUUGUUCAUUUCGCUCUUUUUCUUCUACUAUUUUUUUUGCCAAUAACUGGGCUCCUAAGUUUAAUAGCACUACCUACUCAUAUUUGUCACUCAUUCCACUUGAUUCCACCAAUUGUUAAUUUUGUCUCGUUAUGAAAGGCGAGCUCACCUAAUUUCCUAUUUCAGUGUCGCAUCAUCGUUUGUCAAUCGAUGGGCAGUAUCUUGGCCAACGAGCUUGAUUGUUAAUACGAUUGCCUAUUUAUUCAUCACGCUCAAUUUGAAAUGAGGCUAGAGCGACUCGUUAUUCUGCAUGUCUACUAGUUGCUUCUUUUUUCGCGUUCUGACUUUCAACAUCUGCUACGAGAUUUCCAACCUUUUCUGAUCUGCAAACUUGAUUCUGCUUCACUCUUCUUGGUCUUGGCCAUUUCUGCUUGCUUAGUUUUAAUGUUCACUGCCAUGAUUUCACCUCAAUGUUUUGUUCUUUGAUUGCUCGAUAUCUAAUUUGUUUGGGAUGUAAUGUUGUAUUUUAAUAAUAAAGCAGGUAACGUGUAUUCAUCAAAAACCCGUAUGAUGUAUAGAGCUACCACAUCUCUAGAACGAUGGUCGCACCAUCCAUGUACGCGAUCCGUAUGAUUCCAGCCUACAUCAUUGUAUUUUUAAUGCUUUAUCCUCUGUAACUUAUUUCGUGUAAAAUUUUUUGCAAAUUAUUUUGAACAUAAAAUAGGGAAUUAUUAUUGGCAAUUUUCUCAGGACUGCUUUAAAAUGAAAAGAACUAUGUUUAUUAUACAUGUUAUUUUUCUGAUCACCCAGUUCAUAACUGGUAUAUUGUUUCGUUGACUAAAUGUGAGAAUGACGUAAAGCUCCUAGAAGUUGAAUUUGCAUAUUGUUUUCUUAGAUAUUUUUGCUAGCUGUAAUUCUGUUACUGUGGAUUACAUUUCUAAAAUUAGUCUUAAAAGUUUUUCAGAAGCAAAAUAAUUUGUCUCUAUUUCCGAAUGGAUAAAUUGUAAUCCCCUUAUGACUUCCAAAAACCUAGAGAUUCAGUAGUACCAUAUCUAUGUCAUAAUGAAGUUUCGGCUACAAUAUCAUUAAUGAAUGGGCACCAACCUACAAGAGUAAUUGUCUUCUGGUUUGCCUGGUGAAUUGAUCCCAUUGUAACUAAUUCUUCUGCUGUAAGAUCCAUUCUAUGAGACCAUUUUGGGUGCCAAAUUCGAUAAUUAUACAUAUAAUGUUCAUUUUAGAUUGCAAUGUAUCUAGAAUUGUCAUGCAUUAUCGCUAUUGUUAUUACAGAUAUGUCUUGAUUUCGUGUUGUGUGUUUGCUAUAUUAUUUGAUCAAUUAACAUAAAUUAGCUUUUAUUUAUCA
Hyalella azteca is the source of this 2869-nucleotide messenger RNA. RefSeq names its product actin-related protein 2/3 complex subunit 2 (gene Arpc2). The record is from RefSeq and is a predicted model, not a curated record. Bases 47 to 964 code for a protein of 305 amino acids. Gene Ontology annotation, molecular function: actin filament binding; structural constituent of cytoskeleton. The transcript has 7 exons. Gene Ontology annotation, cellular component: actin cytoskeleton; Arp2/3 protein complex. Lineage: Eukaryota; Metazoa; Arthropoda; Malacostraca; Amphipoda; Hyalellidae. Gene Ontology annotation, biological process: actin filament polymerization; Arp2/3 complex-mediated actin nucleation.